This is a messenger RNA of Gongylonema pulchrum, 144 nucleotides long. NCBI's taxonomy places the organism in Eukaryota, Metazoa, Nematoda, Chromadorea, Rhabditida, Gongylonematidae. The record is from the annotation of a GenBank genome assembly.
AUGAGCGCAACGCAGCCGAAGAAGCGACCACGCUAUGCGGAACGUAUUGCGGAUGUAAAACCGAGUUUAUGGGUGGAAUUCACAGCAUUGGCAUCCGAGUGCAAAGCAGUGAAUAUUGGCCAGGUUUCCGAUUUUAUUUGCUAA